AUGUCGAACUCUGCCAAUGAACCGAAGGAAUCGCUCGACGCCGGCUCUAAUUCCCGGCUCUCAGGGCGCAUACACAUCGUGGGUAGUGACAAUGACGCCUUAUUUAUUGCUCACUCAUUAGCAAGUCGACGGUCUGUGCCGCCUAUCACUCUGAUGUUGAACGAUUUUGGCACCUACCAAAAAUGGGUGGCUGCGAAACAGAGCAUAAGUUUGCAAGCGAAUGGGUUGGAGGACAUCAAGACCGGCUUUGAUGUGAACGUCAGGAGGGGCAAGGCUACCUGGUACUCGAUUCCACAGACGACCGAACAGGUCGACUACGGAAAUCAUGACACGCUCGAAUCUGAGGGCGACUUCUAUGGCGCGGCGGAACCUGAAUCUCCCGGAACCGUGCAAUUCCAACAGGAUGACUCGAAAAUCGAGUGUGCAAUCAUCCCUGUCAGAUCGAACUGGACUGCCCUGGCCGUGGAAUCGAUUCAGCAUCGCUUGACGCCUGAUUCGACGAUCCUAAUCCUCUCAGACGGCCUGGGCACGAUGGAAGAAAUCAACAAGCACUGCUUCCCGGACCCGGUGACACGACCGCACUACAUGCAAGGAGUAUUCACCCACUACAUUCGUCGGAGAAAGGGUAGUUUUCAAUUCUAUCAUGCUCAGCUGGGCACACUUGUAUUAGGGGUUCCACCGCAGGAAAAUAAACUGUCUUUAGCUGAGGCCGAGAAAAUAUAUUGGACGCAAGCCUGGGCUCGAACCACCAAGUACCUCAUGCGCAUUCUGACCACCACCGCGCCACUCGUCGCUACUGCAGCAGCCCCGACCGAUCUCUUGUUAACCCAGCUGGAGCAAAUCGCGGUACAAUCCGUUCUCCAACCGCUGACCGCGCUCAUGGGAUUCAAAAACGGUGCUACUCUUUACAAUUACCACUUCACCCGUCUCACGCGCCUCCUCCUCCUCGAAACCUGUAGCAUUAUCGCCGCUCUGCCCGAGGUUCGGUCAAUUCCUGGGAUCGAGGUCCGCUUCGGCCCGGAGCGCAUACGCCGCAUGCUCACCCAAGUGGCCGAAAGGACUGCCGGCCAGGAGAGUAAUAUGUUGCGUGAUAUCAAUGCGGGCAAGGUAACUGAAAUCCAGUUCCUGAACGGCUACAUCGUGCGCAGAGGCGAGGAGCUCGGCCUCAAACCAGUGAUGAACUACAUGAUUCAAGCAUUGAUCCAAGGAAAGACAUAUGAGACCAGACAAAAGGAAAUCUCUGCAAUUCCCAUUGAUGUCCCCAUGGAAGGGCGAAGAAGGGAUUCUCGAAGCGCUCCAUAA
Aspergillus aculeatus ATCC 16872 is the source of this 1302-nucleotide messenger RNA. RefSeq lists its product as uncharacterized. Gene Ontology annotation, cellular component: mitochondrion; cytoplasm. Bases 1 to 1302 code for a protein of 433 amino acids. Gene Ontology annotation, molecular function: NADP binding; 2-dehydropantoate 2-reductase activity. NCBI's taxonomy places the organism in Eukaryota, Fungi, Ascomycota, Eurotiomycetes, Eurotiales, Aspergillaceae. The record is from RefSeq and is a predicted model, not a curated record. The transcript has a single exon.